AUGAUCGCUUCUCGGUUUGGAAACUUCGAGCAUCUACUCGACUGUUUGGUGCUGCCAAGACUAACGGUUUGCUUGCCUAGUCGCCAUGUGGAUAUUUCCCAAUGGAACAUGCCUCGUAAUCUGCAGCUAGCCGAUCCAAAAUUUAACAUAAGUCAAAGAGUCGAUCUAAUUAUCGGAGCGGAAUUAUUCUACACUCUUCUCGAAUCUCAUCAAAUCACAAUCGCUGAUAAUUACCCUCUAUUACAGAAAACACUCUUAGGCUACGUUGUCUCUGGGAAGGCUCACACUCCCACACCUGGUUUGGUGUCGUGCCACUUAGUAACUGACCAAGAUCUAAAUGACCAGCUAGCUCGAAUGUGGGAAGUUGAUGACUUCGAUGUUGGGAAGGCUCUGACCCAGGAGGAAAGGGAAGUGGAACACCACUUCACAAGAAACGUCACAAGGAGCGGAGAUGGUCGCUACACUGUUCGUCUCCCCCUGCGACAAUCCAUGCUGCCGCUGCUUGGUGACUCUUACAGCUCUGCUCUUCACCGCCUUUUGAUGAUCGAGAGACGUUUCGCUAAAAACUCAAGCCUUCGAGAAGAGUACAUCAGGUUUAUGGAUGAAUACGUCAAUUUGGGACAUAUGGAAGUGGUCAUACGCAUCGCGGUCCCGCAGUUCUUCUUGCCGCACCACGCCAUCCAUCGUCCGGAAAGCAGCACCACUAAAACCCGUAUCGUUUUCGACACCAGCAGCAAAGCAACUGGUCAUCUAUCACUAAACGAAGUGUUGCAGACUGGCCCCAUCGUACAGCCCCCACUGAUCUCGACAGUGAUCAAUUUCCGGAUGUCCAAGUUUGUUUUCACGGCUGACGCGGAGAAAAUGUUCCGCCAAGUCUGGAUACACCCGGAAGAUCGGAAGUUUCAGCAUAUCCUCUGGCGCCGAGAUCCUUCGCAACCAGUACAAACAUAUCAGCUCAAAACGGUCACGUACGGGCUCACUAGUUCUCCGUACCAUGCAGCUGCUGUGCUCAACAAACUGGCAGAGGACGAAGGACAGAAAUAUCCUCUUGCGGCACCCGUCGUAAAAGAACGUUUCUACGUUGACGAUGUUUUGGCCGGAGGAGACGAUCCAGGGGAGGUAGCGGAAACUUGUCGACAGUUGCAGGCUCUGUUAGCAAAGGGAGGAUUCACAUUGCGGAAGUGGUGCACAAACGAUUCAAGAGUGUUGCAACACAUCCCUAGCGAGCUGUGGGAAAAUGCUUCGCAAAUCGAAAUCGGUCAGUCCCAUCUUACAAAAACUCUCGGACUGCCUCGGGAUGCCAGCUCAGAUUGCUUCAGAAUAAAAAUUCCUUCGCUGACGGAAUUGAAUGGAGUAACCAAGCGCGUCGUGGUGUCGGAGAUGUCUCAGCUUUUCGACCCACUCGGAUUCCUUGGACCGGUAGUGAUUAACGUCAAAAUGUUCAUUCAGGAGCUAUGGUCGAAGUGUCUAUCUUGGGACGAAGAGUUAUCUGACGAAGACAGCAAUUCGUGGCAGGAUUUUCGUGUGGAAUUACCCAUUCUCGCGAAGCUCACAGUGCCCCGGUGUGUGCUUCCCAAUCAACAACGCGAAUAUCAACUCCAUUGUUUCAGUGAUGCGUCUCAGCGAGGGUAUGGUUCCUGUGUCUAUGUUGUGGGACAAAACGCAAGUGUAGAAAUUGAAAGACACCUUUUGAUCGCCAAGUCACGUGUCGCUCCGUUACGUGGCUUAUCAAUACCGCGCCUAGAGUUAUGUGCUGCGGUUCUCGGAAGUCAGCUGGUACAGAAAUUACGGACCACCGAAUUCGUCGUCGCUAGUGCUACAUUUUGGACAGACUCAACUGUGGUACUACACUGGAUUCGUUCGGUGUCUACAAAAUGGAAGGUGUUCGUCUCCAACAGAAUAGCUGAGGUUCAGGGUCUCACCAGAGGCUCUCAAUGGAGACACGUUCCUACACAUCUAAAUCCAGCGGAUCGUAUUUCACGUGGCGUCCGCCCAACACAAAUACAGGAAGACACAUUGUGGUGGCACGGUCCAAACUUUCUCGCUGGACCGAAGGAGGACUGGCCUGAAAUCUUGCCAAACUCAUCAGACAUCGAUGUUAUCCAGGAACGGCGCCAAAUCAUCGCUUUGACUUCCAUCGUCGUGGAUAAUUCCAUUUUUUAUCGUUACGCCGAGCUGGGACGCUUGCUGAGAAUAUCUGCAUGGUGCAUCCGGUUUGCCGCAAACUGUCGUCGCCAGAAGGAUGAACGUAACUUUGAAAGGAUUACACCACACGAGAUAGAUAGCGCGUUGAAGAUCCUCGUUCGUAAGGCACAGGUAACAGUUUUUCAUCGUGAGAUUAUACAGCUCGAAUUGCAAAGACGUGAUUCCAACUACACGGUCGACCUUGAUAAUAAAUCCCCCCUGAAACAUCUGAAUGUCUUCCUCGACAUCAAUAGUUUACUACGCCUCGAUGGACGUUUGCGGAAUGCGUCAAUCCCCUACGAUUCGAAAUAUCCGAUGAUUCUCCCAGCAGACCAUCGCUUGAGCCUCCUCCUAGCUCGAUCACUGCAUUUGCAAACAGCUCACUCUGGACCUUCAUUGCUGUUAGCAACCAUGCGCCAACGGUUUUGGCCUUUGCGUGGUCGGCAGCUGGUGCGUAAGAUCGUGCGCUAUUGUAUUACCUGCUUCAAGUGUCGCCCACCUAAUAUGCACCAGCAAAUGGCACCGUUACCUGCGGUUAGAGUUGUUCCGUCCCGAGUGUUUUCAAAGGCUGGCCUCGAUUACUGCGGGCCAUUUCUAAUUCGUCCGUUAUAUGGGAGGGGGGCAAACGUGAAAAUGUAUAUCGCGGUUUUCGUUUGCCUGGCCUCGAUACCUCAGUCCGAUGUUUCAGACGUAAAUUUGACGCGUCUCUCUCGAUUACAGGAAAUGCAGAGAUUGAAGCAAGAUUUCUGGAACAAAUGGUCCAGGGAUUAUGUCAGCCAACUUCACCAGCGAUCGAAAUGGAAGACAGCUGUUACCAACGUCCGAAAGGGAGCGCUAGUCUUGCUUAAGCAGGAUGGACUACCACCGUUCAUGUGGAAUCUUGGCCGGGUGGUAGAGACGUACGUCGGUUCCGAUGGGUUUGUACGGGUGGUACUUGUACGAACUGGUCAAGGAACGUACAAGCGAGCCAUCACCGAAGUUCGAGUCCUACCGCUGGAGAACGAAGGAAACCAUGAGCAUCGGGUGUUGGGAGAGGAUAAUGGAGCAUCCCAAACACCACAAUAA
Toxorhynchites rutilus septentrionalis is the source of this 3249-nucleotide messenger RNA. RefSeq lists its product as uncharacterized. NCBI's taxonomy places the organism in Eukaryota, Metazoa, Arthropoda, Insecta, Diptera, Culicidae. The record is from RefSeq and is a predicted model, not a curated record. The transcript has a single exon. Bases 1 to 3249 code for a protein of 1082 amino acids.